Yamadazyma jaroonii is the source of this 1656-nucleotide messenger RNA. The record is from the annotation of a GenBank genome assembly. NCBI's taxonomy places the organism in Eukaryota, Fungi, Ascomycota, Pichiomycetes, Serinales, Debaryomycetaceae.
AUGACAACAGAGGAGAUUUCAAUUGAAGAGACAAACAUACUAAGAGCGAAGGUUGGCCUUCCUCCAAUUCCUGUAGCCGAUGAAAAGCCAAGAGAAUACAAAAAGGAUCUAUCACUCGAGGAAACGAACAAAUUACGUAUAUCAUUAGGUUUAAAUCCUAUAGAAGUGAAGUCCGAAGAUAUUGAACAAGACCAUUUCAGGGCAUUUCAAGAAGGAAAGGAAAAACAGAGAAAGGAUGAAGAGCUCAUACAUAGGCUACAUAUUGCCAAAGAUAAAAAGGAAAGAAAGAGGAAAAUAGCAGAUAAUAAUCAUUUGUACAAUGAUGAUGAGGUCACCACCGAUAGUUGGUUAGAUAGCUUGACCAUAAAGAAGCCUAAGUCCAUAGAACGAAUCAUAAAAGCCAAUAAUGUUGAUACUAAUGAGAUAAGUGGACAAAUAGCACAUAGUAGCAGAGAUUUACAGGAUUUGAAGGAUGAUGAAAUUUUGACUUUGAAUGAUAACCACAUACUAGAUGAGACUGACCAAUUGAGUAAUGAAAGAUUAAAAGGACAAACAAAGAUAAAGAAAGAUUUGGAAGAGAAAAACAAAGUUAGGGAUAUCAAAGGUGGAAGGUAUUAUUCUGCUACCAAUGAAGAAGAUGAAGAGGAGUUUGUUAAAUUGAAUGGCUCUGAAAUUAAGUUCAAUGAGAAAGUGGAAGUUACCCAAAAUAAAGGUAAAAAUAGAGCUGAAUUUGAUCUAUUUGAUGAAUUCGGUGAACCCCCAAAGGUGAGAAAACCCACGAAAAUGAAAAGGAUUAAGAAAAAAGAGAAUAAGUCAAGGGUGAAGGACGACACUAUAACCAUUCAAACUGUGGAAUUAGAACCCUUUCUCAACGAGGAAGAAGACAUAGAGGACAAAUUAAGUUUACAAAGAAAGUUGAAACAACAGUCCAGAAAGUUUCUCAAACCUGAAGACAUUGCUAAAGAAAUACGGCAAUUCGAAAGAAUUCAACAAGAGGAGUUGGUUGAAAAGUUAACUUCGAAUGAUGGCGGGAUGCUUUUCGACCAAAUGGACGACUUUUUGACCAGCUUGACAGCAGAAGCUGCUUCACCCCGUGAGGUUAUUGAAAAGGAAGUGACGCUGCCAACAAAACUAGCAAAACCAGAAGCUGAUAUUGGCAAUCUUCGUAACAAUUCAGUACCAGAUGCAAAGGAAAUCCAAAUCAGUUCUUCAGCGACAAUCAAAAAAACGGAUGUUGGUUCUGGACUUGGACUGACUCUAAGAUACCUUAGAGAAAACAAUCUUAUCAAAGAAACCUCAGAAACUGUUAAACAAAGAAGUAAAGUUCUUUCUCAAGCCGAAGAAUUGAAACAAAGAAUGAAAAGACAAGAGGAAAGUGUCAGGAAAGAGUUACAAUCUGACUCAAAGUACCAAAGCUUAUCAGGUGUCGAGAAAGAAAAUUAUUUCAGAAGUAAGUUAGAUGACUACUUGCAAGCUCAUCGUCUGACAACGGACUUUUUUGAAAAAUAUCAACCAAAUGUCCAACUUACUUACCGAGACAGAAAAGGUAAUGCUUUGAGUACAAAGGACGCAUUCAAACAACUUUCUAGUGAAUACCACGGUACUUCUAAAGCUCAUAAUAAAAAAGACAGACAAAAUUCAAAAAAAAAAAGCUGA